Hibiscus syriacus is the source of this 1642-nucleotide messenger RNA. RefSeq lists its product as uncharacterized. Gene Ontology annotation, molecular function: DNA-binding transcription factor activity, RNA polymerase II-specific; DNA binding. Lineage: Eukaryota; Viridiplantae; Streptophyta; Magnoliopsida; Malvales; Malvaceae. The transcript has 7 exons. Gene Ontology annotation, biological process: regulation of DNA-templated transcription. The record is from RefSeq and is a predicted model, not a curated record. Bases 1 to 1497 code for a protein of 498 amino acids.
AUGUUAGAUUCGGGUGAUCUACAGACUGAAAAGAAUAAAGUUUCUGUAGAUGUUGUGAACAAGAAAAGAACGCUCAAGUCACAAGCCCAAGUGUGGGCUCUCGAAAAUGCCUACAAAGGUAGUAAAUCUUCUCACAAACUGGCAGUACAGAUUGGGUUGACAGAAAAGCAGAUAUCUAGUUGGUUUUGUCACAGAAGGUUGAAAGACAAAAGGAGAGAUGAAUCCUAUCCUAAAGGGCGACAAGAACAUUCAAGUGGUGUUAUUCAGGAUCGUGUUAGUGGGCUCAGGCAAGAUUCUUUUGGCAGUAUUAAGAAGGGUGAUUAUAGGAAUAUUGAUCCAAGAGAAGUUGAAAGUCGAAGGAUUUAUGGCCAAGAGUUUCAUUCUGCUGACCUCAAAUACGGGCGCAGGAGUCAUCAAAAUACAUAUGAUGACCAUAUGGGGUAUACAUCUUCUGAAAGUAGUUUGUCUUUACAUGAUCAGCCUUUUUCUGAAAGUAUGGACCCUUGUGAAAUGCAAAUUUCUUCUAAACUUACUGAAAAUAGAGCAAUUUCAAAGAUAAACCCCAGGAUUGGUAAAAGCUUUGGUUAUAAGCCAUCAGGAUAUUUGAAGGUUAAGGGUGAAACUGAAAAUCCUGCUAUCACUGCUGUGAAGAGGCAGAUAGGGAGGCAUUACAAAGAAGAUGGUCCGCUACUUGGUAUUCAAUUCGAUCCACUUCCACCUGGUGCAUUUGAGUUCCCAAGUAGCAAUACAGUCAAUGAACCAAUAUGCUUCGGAAAUUCCCGACAGACCCAUUAUCCUGAUAUCUCUGGAGUUAUAAAGCAGCCCAGCCAUAACAUUGUAGAUGUCUAUGAUUCCAAGAUUAGUUCUCAGGAUUGUCAUAUGGAGGUUGCCAAGUCUAUCACUGUGCAUGGAUCAGAAAGACGGGACAGAAAAUCUCAUCAUCAAUUAAAACAUAAGUCUGCAUUAGAUAUCGACAACUUUUCUGCCGAGAAAACUACUCUCAGUGAUUGCAAACGAACUACAAGCUCAAAGCUUGCUGUAGAAAAUACAGGACCGACUUCUUUUUCUAAUCAUCCCGGCCCCUAUGGUGUGAAAACUUCCAAUGAACAAGAAAAGCCAUGGUUGCAUGAUGAUGAUAAUCAUACCUAUAAGGCCUUAAAGAAUGGAAACCUAUCUAGAACUUCAAAUUUGAGACAUGGGUAUAGUGUGUCCCCGUGUACUGAGAGAGGGUCAUCUGCAAGGGUUGCAAAGGUUGAGAAACUUGGUGGAGAGUGGAAGACAAAAAAGGAGUGUCAUGUUAGAUUAAAAACCGAUCUGAAAAAUGAAUUGAGAGUCUCAAAACAAGUCGAUGUUCAAUUUCCUCAACAAGAUUGUAUGGCACAUGCUUCACAUGCCAAAUCGCCUCUGUUGACAAAUCAGACUAAAGGAUCUUCCAUUGAUGUACCGUCUAGCUUCAGUGAAGAUGAAGGUGCAGAAACUGAUUCGUCCACGGAUUGACAGUGGUCGGUGAUACAUAUGGUUAAUGGAUUGUACUGCUUAAUGGGUUAUCUUAUGACUCAAGUAGAUAUGCCAGUAUCGACGCAUGCUUUUGUACAGCUUGAGAGAAGUUUGUCUUCCAUGGUACUGACUGGAAAACACUGGU